Molecule: messenger RNA, 6606 nt
Organism: Cervus elaphus (red deer)
Lineage: Eukaryota; Metazoa; Chordata; Mammalia; Artiodactyla; Cervidae
Gene: ANOS1
Product: anosmin 1
Exons: 14
Coding region: 97-2133 (678 amino acids)
Biological process (GO): neuron differentiation
Cellular component (GO): cell surface; extracellular region
Molecular function (GO): peptidase inhibitor activity; protein binding
Source: RefSeq, a predicted model, not a curated record
CAGCGGAGUUGCAGCUGCCGCGCGAUCCCCGGCGGCGGUGCGGAGCUGGGAGGCUCGGCCAGCGCCCGGCGCCCGCGCGCCCUCCGACCCGCAGCCAUGGCGGCCGGGGCGCCCGGCGCGGCCCUGACCCUCUGCCUCUGGCUGGCGGCCUCCGGAGGCUGCCUGGCGGCCGGCUCCGGCGCGGCCGCUGCCCGGCGCUUGGACGAGUCGCUGGCGGCCGGGAGCGUCCAGCGCGCCCGCUGCGCCUCCAGGUGCCUCAGCCUGCAGAUCACGCGCAUCUCCGCCUUCUUCCAGCACUUCCAGAACAAUGGUUCCCUGGUUUGGUGCCAGAAUCACAAGCAAUGUUCAAAGUGCCUGGAGCCCUGCAAGCUGUCCUGGGACCUGCGGAAGCAGCAAUGCCAGAGCUUCUGCGAGUCUCUGUUCCCCAAGAAGAACUACGAGUGCGUGACCAGCUGUGAGUUCCUCCAGUACAUCGUGUCGGUGAAGCAGGGGGACUGCCCGUCCCCGGAGAAGGCCAGCGGGUUUGCCGCCGCCUGCGUGGAGAGCUGCGACGCGGACGCCGAGUGCUCCGGGGUGAAGAAGUGCUGCCCCAACGGCUGCGGGCACACGUGCCAGCCGCCCAGGACUCUGUACAAAGGUGUCCCCCUGAAGCCCAGGAAGGAGUUGAGGUUCACGGAACUGCAGUCUGGGCAGCUGGAGGUCAAGUGGUCCUCGAAGUUCAACGUGUCCAUUGAGCCCGUGAUCUACGUGGUGCAGAGAAGGUGGAAUUAUGGGAUCCAUCCCAGUGAGGACGACGCCACGCCGUGGCAGACCGUGGCACAGACCACGGACGAGCGGGUGCAGCUGACGGACGUCCGGCCCAGCAGAUGGUACCAGUUCCGCGUGGCGGCCGUCAAUGUGCACGGGACCCGAGGCUUCACCGCCCCCAGCAAGCACUUCCGCUCCUCCAAAGAUCCGUCCGCACCCCCGGCCCCAGCCAACCUCCGGCUGGCCAACUCCACCGUCCACAGUGACGGAAGCGUGGCCGUGACCAUCGCGUGGGAUGUCCCCGAGGAACCAGACGUCCCGGUGCACCACUACAAAGUCUUCUGGAGCUGGACGGUCAGCGGCAAGUCCCUUGUGCCGACCAAGAAGAAGAGGAGGAAGACCACAGAUGGGUCUCAGAACUCGGUGACCCUGGAGGCGCUGCAGCUGGGCUGCGACUACAGCGUGGAGCUGCAAGCCGUCGCGUACUGGGGCCAGACGCGCCUCAAGAGCGCCAAGGUGUCCCUGCGGUUCACGUCUGCGCACGCCGCCCACAACAAAGAACAGCUCGGGAAAAGUAGAAAGAGUGUGAUGCACACGCAGCCUCCCCUUCAGAGACGCCGGCCCGCUCGCCUCCUGGAAGUCGGGGCUCCGUUCUUCCAAGACAACCAGCUGCAAGUCAAGGUCUACUGGAAGAAGACCGAAGAUUCCGGUGUCGGACAGUAUCACGUGGAGUGGUUUCCGGAAGUCUGCGCCCACAACGAAUCCGCCAGGCUGGAGGCGUCUUCGGCUGUGACCCAGGAAAACUACAUGAUUCUUCCAGACCUGUCGUUCUCCUGCAAAUACAAGGUGAUCGUGCAAGCCGCACGGCCCCUGGGCCGCUGGAAGGCGGAGAGCGCGUCCUUCACGACCCCGCCAUGCUCCGCGCUCAAGGGGAAGACCCACAAGCACUUCAGCUGCCCCGGCGUGGAGGAGGGUCGCAGUCACGUGCGCCCCAAAGUGCAGGCCAAGCCCGAGAACCUGUCCGCCUCCUUCGCGGUGCACGACGCCAACAUCACGGGGCACUUCUCCUGGACGGUCAGCAAGGCGGGCCUGCCGCGGCCGGCCACCGGCUUCCAGGUGACCUGGGCCGAGGUCACCACCGAGAGCCGGCCCAACAGCCUCCCGAACAGCAUCAUCUCACAGUCCCAGAUCCUGCCCGCGGAUCACCCCGAGCUCUCGGUCCCGGGUCUGCGGCCCGCCACCCUCUACCGCCUGGAGGUGCAGGUGCUGACCGCGGGCGGGGAGGGGCCCGCCACCAUUAGGACCUUCCGGACGCCCGACGUGCACCGCCCCCAUCUGAAACACCGCCAUCCCCACCACUACAAGCCUCCUGAAGAAAGGUACUGAGAUGCUCCGAGAGCCCGUCUGAACCCUGAGCGAGUGUGGAAGCUGGCACAACCCCCCAAGGACUGGCCGUGCCCGCUGGGAGGCACCAGGCCCUUCCCGGAGGACCGCCCGCCCCUGCCUAAUAACCGCGGGGUGCUCAACGCUCUGUCUGCCCCGGAAAACGCGCCCCAAAAACCAGGGACGUGCAGUGGGCCUUGUGAAGGCGGAGGGACUGGUUCCCGUGAGAACAGACGACACGCAGCCCAGCGCUGUUCCGCUUCUAAUUCUUGCCUGCCUGUGUGGUGGAGCUCCUCCCAAUGCAGGUCUGACAUGUCCCCGAAUUUGCAUCAACAGAUUCUCCAAAGAAGCAAUUUACACAAUUUACACACGUAAUAGGCCUGCACGUAAGCAGUUACACUUGGAAAUUAAAUUAUUGAUUUGAUUUGCCAGAUCCACAGAGGAGUAUCCAGAUUUUUACGCCCUAAUAUUUAUUCAAAGAUUUCUGAAGAUGAAUUUUUUGUUUUUAAUCACCUGUGGUUUCUUUUUUUUUCAACUGAAAAAUCGGUAAACCCGAAAUAUUGCCAAUUAAUUUAAACCUAAAAUGCUCCAGCUUCAAGCAUUUCAGCUCCAUUUUAUACAAAGACAAAGAUGAGUUUGGCCUCUAAAUGACAAUUUCUGUUAAGACAUUCCCAGCCAGGAGGAGUCAACACUGCUACCCAGAGUCUGCCCUGGAGAAAUUAAAACUGCUUUCUGGGGCUGCUUUUUAAUACUUCAUCCUACAAGAAGUUUCCCUGAUACUUUUAUUUAUAUUUUCCUUUUUUCCUUAAUGGGGAAAACAGUUGCUGGUACAUUAUGUUUUGACGCUUACAUGUGUCUGACACGCUACAAAACCUCUUGCUUGAAAUGAAAGAAUCCCAACUAUUGAAUGUUUUCAAAUCUUUACUGAGAUUUCCCCCCUUUUCUUAAUCAAAGCAAGCUCUUUGGUAGAAUAUUCUCCGUAAUGUAGAAAAGGUAGAGGGGGACUUUGCUUUCCAUGUGGCUCAGUGGUAAAGAAUCUGCCUGCCAAUGCAGGAGAUUCGGGUUUGAUCCCUGGGUUGCAAAGAUGCCCCUGGAGGAGGAAAUGGCAACCCACUCCAGUAUGCUUGCCUGGAGAAAAUCCCAUGGACAGAGGAGCCUGGCGGGCUACAGUCCGUGGGGUCGAAAAGAGUCAGACACAACUUAACAACUAAACAGGAAAACCUUUCUUAACUCCUUCAAAUCUAUUACAUCUUAUUUGAAAACUUUAUGAAAAAUUAUGAAAAAUUUAAUUGAAGAAUUAUGAGGCUCCAUACUAAUGCCUCAUAGCAGGAACUCAAGUUAAGACACGGUGUUAGUAUAUAGUGUUGAGGGGGAUACUGGGGCACCCUUAAACCAGAGAUGUUUUAAUAUAUUUUUUGCUUGAGGAAACACCCAUGUGUAUACACAUGUAUGUAUGUGUCUGUAUACUUCCGGGUAGGUAUACAAUAUAUAUGGAGAAGGAGAUGGCGAUCCACUCCAGUAUUGCCUGGAGAAUCCCAAGGACAGAGGAGCCUGGUGAGCUGCCCUCUGUGGGGUUGCACAGAGUCGGACACGACUGAAGUGACUUAGCAGCAGCAGCAGCAUACAAUAUAUACAUACAUGUAAAUACACACACACAUACACAGACGCACACAUAUACACGUGGAUAGCUUGAGUACCAGUCGCUGCAGAAAUUGCUUUCCCAAGUCACCAGUGGCAGGUGCAACUCUAAAGAUCAUUGGAAUAAUCUGUUUUCCCCAUCGGUAUCGAUUCUAUGAGAAAACAGCGAUUUCUCCAAAUUAAACAUUUUCACGGAAGGGCGUCCUUAUCUCAUUAUCUACACAGGGAAAACGAGGAUGUUUUCACUCAAUGCUCUUGUGGGCCUGGAAGCCUGCCGUUGUCUUCCUUCCCAAAAGCCUGCGGUGAGCGCCCUGGUUGCCGGGGGUUGAGUUAGCAAUGAGGGGCGUGAACGUGAGGGUCUCGACUCGCCCCGGGAGGUCCAGGCUCUUCAGUGCGGACACCAGGCAGAGAGACGACCCCUGUUAUCACAUGCACGCCUCUCUCCCCAGAGAACCCCAGGGCCGGUAGGCAUGGAUCUCCGACGGAACAGAUCGAAAAAACUUCUUCAACCGCGCUUGGAAGCUUGAUCAGGCGGGCGGUGCUUUGCAGCCCUGCGCGAGGGGCUAGGUAGGGAUCUCAAGGGUGCAGCCGGCUGGUGGUGCUUCGGGCUGUUUCUCUGCAGCUCCUAAAGUGGUCUGGGGUGGACUCUGCAACAGAGUGUCCUGCAGAGCCAGCGGGUUCCCCUUCUGCAUGGAGACGGGAGGGCCCGCCUUCACGGAGGACGCAUGCGCAAACCCAGAGAUGGUCGCUGAAACCACGAGUUUUCCCAAGACGCCGUGCCCAGCAUCUGAAUUUUCAAACCUUCAGAAUCUCAGAAGGGAAGGCUUCAAAUUAUUAUUGGCUGUGUGUUUGUCUGCCUUCAUUUGUCCUAAAUAUAUCCGUAAGUAUUUGUGCCAGCCCAUCUUCGUACUGUUGUACAGUUUAAAACGCGGGAGUGUAUACAUAGAUGCAAAUAUUAUUAAAUUAUUAAACACACUGAAUUUUGUAAAAUUUAAUGACAUUUCUUUUACCUGGGUCAUAGACGUUGAGCAGAUACAUUUUUAGUUCGGAUCAAGGUUCUGAAGCUUCUGUCUUCCUUAAAAUACCUGAAGCAGGUCUUAUGAGCAUUUCAUUCUGCUAUAAUGUUCGAUAAAUUUUAUUAGUAUUAUUGGAAGAGAAAACUGUUAAUUAGGCAAUAAAAGAAAGCUGAGUUUCCUUUAUAAAUUUCAAUAAUAUUUAAAAGAGCAAAAAUAUAAUUACAGUUUUUUGAAUUUUUAAACAUUUGCCGUAAUAAAAGUCUAAAAGUUUAUGUUGUUUAAUUUUAAAACCAAUUUAGUAGCUGAUCCUCUGUUUUAUUGAAAUUAGAUGCAUUUCUCUCAUAUGAGACAAAGUAUAUUCAGUGACAGUAUUUACUCUUUAAAAGUCAAGCUCAUCAACCACAUAAAGUCAUCAAAUACAGGUGUCUAACCCAAUAUACAUCACGGCUAAGUGCAUCUUUUUACUGAGAAUAUUCACUCCUCAGCGAUGGGUUUAUUUAUCUGGGCUAUCCUCUUGUUCUAAGUGGGCUCUGGGAGCAAUCUUUAUAAAUGAAUGUGUGCCCUUCACAUCAGCCAGUGUUUUUUAAAUAUACAUAAAUGGGAAGGAAAUCAAGAAACAAGGGGAUAAAUGUACACUUAGAGCUGAGCAGAAACUAACACAACAUUAUAAAGCAAUUACACUCCAAUAAAAUUUUCUUCAAGAGACAGUAACGUUUAUGAUGCUACAUUUUCCGAAAUCCAAAGUUUCCAAACAGAUCUCUGUCCUAGGAAGACCUGGAAGAACCCAGAACCCAUCUAGAGAGCAGAAGAACCCCUCCUUCAGCUCAGCACUGCUGAGAUGUGGGUCUGCAGGGUUCUCUGUUGGCGGGCAGGAUCUGUCCUCGGCCCUGUGGGGCGUGGAGAGGCACCCCUGGUCUCCACCCACCAGAGGCGAGGAGCACCCCACCCUGGGUGUAAUGACCACACGCUCUGUGGUCACGGCCCACACCCUCUUGGGGUACAGAGUCACCCCCGACGAGAAUCACUGCAUCGUAACAAUGUUCACUGAAUAACUGCCCUCUGCAAGGGGGAACUGGGUCAAUUGGAGUAGACACACCUGGGAAGUGCUUACACUGGACCAAAAAAGCCCUUUAGCGGUUAUCUUUUAUCUCCACUGAAGAAUCUGAUUAAAAGGCUGAAUUUGGGUAUCAUGUGAGUACAAAUGUUCAUUUUGUCCUACAGACCGGACAGCAUCAUUCACGAUGAUGGGAGUCUUACUUAACGCCCUUUCUUACAUCACAUGUUGUGGGGUUUGUCAGGUUCGGUCCUGUGACUGCAAAUAUCUCAGUCUAAACUUAUGCACACUUGCACAUGGUCACCAGAACACAGAGGCUAAAUACCCGAUGCAUGUACGUUCACUUACGAUACAAAUGCACAAAGCUGGCGACUCGUGUCUGUGGUUUUGCAUGGCCAAACUCAGCUUCUCACCUCUCCUGGUCAGUUGGCAAGUUCCACCAUUCACAGAGUGACUCAUACAGGUCUCUCUGCAGAGCUAUUGGGGCUUUUCCUUGACAUAACCAUAGUGCGCAGAUAACAGAAUGGCUACUCUCUCAUCCAAACAGCCUGUAGAAACCAUGUCCCUUAGACAGGUCAUUUAAAAGUCAAUAUUUAUUUAUGUAUGUAAUAAAUGAUUUUGUUUGUGUGUCAUGUUAGAAAUAAUCUUGUAAAGAAAUGUUGUAAAAAAAAAAAGCAUUGUAAAUAGUCUGAUCUCUGUCACUCAUUAUUUUCAUGUUAGAGUUUGUACAUACUGACUGAUUCCAUAAUAAAGGAUCUUUAAACCUGC